UGAGAAUCGCGUCAGAUAAAUAUUGCCUGCAGAAACAUAUUACACGUUAAAUGCCAUAAUAGAUCACCCUGGCUACUUUAGACAACUACUUAGUCUGUGGCCGCAGCGGAUCUUAUCGACUUCGCGGCAACUAUUUUCUACCCGCACUUGCUGAACCUCUGGAGACCAUAUUUUCGACUCCGGUGCAUAUCUGGAUUCUCCUUACGCUCUGGCAUUGUCUCCAUGGAGUCUUUAUAGAUCUUUGUAUGAAACCACUCUCAGGAUCAGCUACAACCAGGGUCAGAGGGAGAUCGGUAUCCACGCGUGACUGGCUAGCGCGUCCAGACCUCAGCCUAUCUUCCUGAUUCUUGCUUAUAUUGAGCUAGAAGCAAGAUGGCCAGGGAUAUCCCAGGCUUUUAUUAUGACGCCGAAAAGAACAAAUACUUCAAAAUCCAAGCCAACCAUGUCGCGCCAUCGGGAUCCCAAUAUUCUGAAAGGGCCAUUAAGCAGAGACGACUAGAUGAGAAGAAACGCAAGAAAGAUAUCUUCCGCGCACGCAGAGUUGCAACGGAAAGAAUCAAGAGAUCAAGUUCCCUUGGGCACCCGCUCAUCGGGGUAGAAAGAGAAGUGAAUGCAGAGCCGCGAUCUAGGGGCAUCAUGUUCGAGCAGCAAGGAAGAGCAUAUGUGAGCCAAGUGCGACGAAGGGAGUUGCAUAAGUUUUGGUCUAUUAGAGAUACGCCAGAAUAUCAGCUGUGGUUCCUCCAGCGCAGUAGUCGCUCAGGGCUCAUGGUGGCAGGAAGCCUUAUUGGAGGCGAGUCGGUAAUCUCAAUGUGCUUUCCAGAAUCUCAUCGCGAGACUUGGACGUACAACAACUCAUUAGAGCGACCACUCUACAGAGAACCAUAUAGGCUCUCUUCAAUCUCUCUCAGUCAUACUGGAUUCCUUCUAGCAACAAUGGAUAGCGGACCAAGAGGCGAUUCAAUUCUAGCAACGAGAAGACUACCUAACCCCGAAGACAGAGAGGACAUGUAUAUAUGGCCCUCUGGUUUAACCCAUCCGACACGCAUGCCAGGGUCCUCAUCCCUAUGGUGCUCUUCUCCAUGUCCAACAGGAGACAUUCCACUUUUCGCCGUCGGAACCUCAGACGGCCUACACACCCUAGAAGGCAUCGGAUACGGCUGGUCCUUAUCCCCUAAACCAUUUCCACAUCCCGAAAAUACCCCCCUGGAUGCAAUCCCACCCAGACCGAAACAUUCACACGCCAGCGUAAUGUCCGUCGAAUGGCUUACUUCCGAAGUCAUCGUUUCCGGCUUACGAGAUUCCUCUAUCUUUUUCCAUGACCUCCGCAGUCGUGGUACAGUGACGAGAUUACAGCAUAACAGGUCUGUUGCCAAGAUUCGAAAAGUAGAUGAAUACAGACUUGCGGUGUCAGGACGACAGUCGCUCCAAAUAUACGACAUCCGCUACCCGGCCAACGGUCUCCAGACUCGGCCCAAACCCACAAGCCAUCGUCACUCUUCCACAAAGCCAUACAUCACCUUUCCAGAAUACUCCAGCGAGACUAUCUGCGAUUUUGAUGUUAGUCCUGAUCUUGGGCUCCUUGCCGCAGGUACAUCUCUCUCCAUCUUGCCCACCCGCCAAACCCAGAUAAACAAAACCCAAAUCACAGACCAUAAACCUGAACUAUUUUCCCUUAGAACGGGGCAAAUAGUGCCGUCGCCUCUUCAGGAAGCUCGUCAGCGAGGCCAGACGAGAGCUGUACUGUUCGAGUCGGGAGAUUGGCCUGCUUUGGGAACGCACACGCCGCGGUUAUUGGUAAAUGAUGGGCCCACGGUGCAGGAGUGGACGUGGUAA
Messenger RNA from Paecilomyces variotii, 1833 nucleotides. RefSeq lists its product as hypothetical. Gene Ontology annotation, cellular component: Cul4-RING E3 ubiquitin ligase complex. The record is from RefSeq and is a predicted model, not a curated record. Bases 373 to 1833 code for a protein of 486 amino acids. NCBI's taxonomy places the organism in Eukaryota, Fungi, Ascomycota, Eurotiomycetes, Eurotiales, Thermoascaceae. The transcript has 10 exons. Gene Ontology annotation, molecular function: protein binding.